Malaya genurostris is the source of this 757-nucleotide messenger RNA. RefSeq names its product ARL14 effector protein. The transcript is spliced from 2 exons. The record is from RefSeq and is a predicted model, not a curated record. Gene Ontology annotation, cellular component: intracellular membrane-bounded organelle. Bases 128 to 670 code for a protein of 180 amino acids. Lineage: Eukaryota; Metazoa; Arthropoda; Insecta; Diptera; Culicidae.
UAUAUUUGUCUGCCAUUAUCAUUUGUUUACGGUUACAGGGAGAGGUACUGGUCGGAAUAAAAAAUUCACAUAUUUUAUAAGAUCAAGGCCGUAUAAUAAGCGGAAUUACAGGUAACAAAUCUAAAUCAUGGACGAAUGCGUUGAAAUCGAAUCCUCGGACGAAGAGCCACAACACGUCGAACGAGGCAGUCGGGAAUCGGAACGCAUUGGAAUAUCGUCUGCGUCUUCUUCUCCUCAUCCCCAGACCUCAGAUCGCUCUGACACACCGGUAUCGGCCAACCUUCGCAACUCAAACCAAUCGAUGAGCCGGGCUCGCCGAAAUGACACUGUUGGACAGCUGAAAAAAUUGGAAACGGAUCCGAAAUUUUUAGCGAAUUUCAAUCCUCAAACAUCUCGUCGCGAAAAGCGGAAGCUUAACAGGAAGUCCACCCCGCUCGUUGUGCCCAAGGUGGUGGGAAUAUACACUGAUCGGGGUAUACAUCGGGAAACCGGUCGUGAUUUGUGUGAUUGUUUGGACAUGAGCUGCCCCGGGUGUCACUUUCCCUGUUUAUUGUGUAGUACUACAAAAUGUGGCUCACACUGUCGUGUUAACAGAAAGUGGAUGUAUGAAUCGAUUGAACAUGACGCUAAGGAUUUAGUGAUUCGAAAUAAGCUAUUAUUAAAGAAAUAGUAUUUCUAUUACCUAGUGUAUAGUUUUAGUUCUGUCGAUUGAAUAUAAAUAAAUAAAUAUGUGUGAUUAAUUUUACUAUGCAUGAAA